Molecule: messenger RNA, 1521 nt
Organism: Papaver somniferum (opium poppy)
Lineage: Eukaryota; Viridiplantae; Streptophyta; Magnoliopsida; Ranunculales; Papaveraceae
Product: pre-mRNA-splicing factor syf2-like
Exons: 5
Coding region: 234-1142 (302 amino acids)
Cellular component (GO): post-mRNA release spliceosomal complex; Prp19 complex; catalytic step 2 spliceosome
Source: RefSeq, a predicted model, not a curated record
GAGACUUUAAAAUAUCUCUCUCCUCGCCUAGAGCAGGUUAGUCUCUCGAGUCUCGACUGGGAGAGCCACAUAGAAAACCCUAGAAAACUUUUGAGAUCUCGCUGGGUUCUUUAGCGUUUUGAUUAUACAGACAGAAACGCUAUCAGGGUACUUUUCUUUUUCCUUGUCUCAAAUUUCAAGCUUAUUCGUAUCUGAAAUAAACGUAAUUUGGUUGAGAUAGUUUGGGCGAAACAAUGGCGGAAGGUAGUAGAGUUCAUCCUGAUUGUAGAAACGCAUCAAAUCCUUACCACGAAUGUGUUGAGUUUUGCUUUCUCAGAAUCGCUGAAGUGAAGGAACGAUUAGAACGAUCACAAUCAGAGCUUAAACAAGCUGGUAGCCAUACCCAUCAGGACAAGGAUCUUGAUGACCAGGGAAUCAGUCAGGAAGAACAUGCUGACAAGGAUGAUGAUGAUCAUCCCGCUGAGGAAAAUGUUGAGGUAGAUUAUGCCAGCCUCAGCGAAAGGCAGAAAAAGUUGUUCAACCUGAGGCUAAAGAUGAAUGAGGCAAGAAAAGCAAACCAGACUGCCAUGGUAGCUGAGAAGAAGAAAAUCGAAGCUCCUCAGGAGACAAGGGGUAUUUCUAAACAAAAAUGGAUGGAGGAUAGGAAGAAAAAAAUUGGAAAACUACUAGAUUCUAAUGGCUUGGAUAUGACCAAGGCAUACAUGCUUGAUACACAGGAGGCGGCAGAGGCGAAAUAUAAAAAGUGGGAAAAGGAACCUGCUCCUUUUGGUUGGGAUGUUUUCAACCAGAAAACGUUGUAUAAUGCUUAUAAGAAGCGUACGAAAAACAUAGACUGCAACCUAGAAGAAUAUAACAAGAUGAAAGAAGCUGAUCCGGAGUUCUACCGUGAGGCUUCCAGUCUUCAAUACGGGAAGACACCAAAAAUCUCGGAGGAUAAAAUUGACAAGAUGGUGAAGGAGCUCAAUGACAGGGAUGGCAAGCGCAAAGAAUUUAGCAGGAGGAGGAAAUUCCAUGAAGAGAAAGAUAUUGAUUCUAUCAAUGACCGUAAUGAGCAUUUCAACAAGAAAAUUGAGAGAGCCUUUGGUAAAUACACGUUGGAAAUCAAGAAUAAUCUUGAGCGAGGAACGGCUCUGCCAGACUAAGUUAUUAUAGUGUUCGAAUUUACAAGUAAUCUUGAGCGAGGAACGGCUCUGCCAGACUAAGUUAUUAUAGUGUUCGAAUUUACAAGUACUACGUUGUAGUAACUAAGAAACUACUGGAUGCACGCCAUAAGUUGUUGAUUAUAUCGAAGUUGUAAAACUGGUCAAAAUGUUGAGAUGAGAAUUUGUGGUUGAUUUCCAAGACCAAUCGUCACAAUUGUUUAGUAUGCAAGGACUUUUGCAGCAAACUGUCCUUAUUUGUAGAAGUUGAUCAAAGUAAAAACGCAACUCUCUUUCGGAGCGGACUACUAUUUUGUCAUUUUUGAGCAACAGCUGUAAUGAAACUCUUCAGUAAAAGAGACCAAGUUUUAGCUUCUUGCUA